Tremella mesenterica DSM 1558 is the source of this 1038-nucleotide messenger RNA. RefSeq lists its product as uncharacterized. Bases 1 to 1038 code for a protein of 345 amino acids. Lineage: Eukaryota; Fungi; Basidiomycota; Tremellomycetes; Tremellales; Tremellaceae. The record is from RefSeq and is a predicted model, not a curated record. The transcript has 5 exons.
AUGCUCGAAUCAACGAUGCAAUCUUAUAAGCCCCCACAUCUUCGUAGGCCACAAGCACAACUCUCUGGUCAGCCCUCCGCGUCUUCAACGGCUCCCAGUAGGAUAAUAAAUAAACCCCGAUAUGGCCCUACAGCGUCUUCGUCUUCUCUCGCGGCGCCUGCCUCCGACCUCAAACCCAUGCGACCCAGGGCAGCGAGCACGGAGCAGGACAUGUUGGGAAACAUACAAUCCGUGUCAAGAAGUGGUGGGGAUGGGGCAGAGGGCGAUGCCUCACGGACGAAGGCUAGUCUGAAAGAUUGGAAGACGCAAGAGCGUUAUCGACGAUACAUCGACCAAAGAAUACAGAAACAUUACACCACGCAUUCAACUCCGAGACAUCAACCGCCAAAUUUUGCCAAUACAGAGGAGAUGGAGUCAUUACAGAGUAUCGUUCUCUUAUUUCUAUUCGAAUCGUCUGUCCGUUUUUGCAUAUUGGCCAAAAACACCGGUCAAUUGCUAUCCGCUCUAAGUGGUUUGGUUCCUGGCUUGUACCUCGCCGUAGAUUCCACUCGCAGAAAGGGCAAGUCAAAACAGCAAGAUUCGUCCGCCCUUGAUAACCUUGCCGAUCGUAUCUCAAAGAUCGAUCUUGAUUCUUCUUCGAGACGUGAUGCGAGAGAAGAAUUCGCUUCCUUGUUACUCCUCUUCCACCUCGUUCAGGAUGCUUCUUCGUCCACAAACUUUCACUCCACCCUCAUGGAACUCACAAAUCAUCAAUCACGCCGUCUUCGAACCCCAUUUACCCAUUCCCAAUUAAACUCAAUUCCACCUACCCAACCUCAAGAUCCAUUCUUGCUCAGAUCAGCUUUGGCGUAUUCGAUCAGGGCGUAUCAUGCUGUCUCUGUCGAGCAUUUCAGUCCUCUGGCGUAUUACGCACUUUUAGACAAUCCUUCCGCUUCACCAUACGAAAAGAUGAUCUUAUCCUGGGUCGAAAGUGGAAUACGGGAACGGGUUUGGGAGGUGUUGAAGAAGACGGUGAUAAAGUGGAGAGCGGUAGACUGA